CACGUGGCCUGCGGGGAUCACGUGCCUCUGCUGGUUGCGGCGGAGCCGCGCGCUGCGCUCAGCUCUGCUCCCUUCUUGCUUCUCCCGACGGCUGCAAUGAAUCCGUUCUUCCUUUCAGGAGCGCCGCGCGCUGCAACAAAGGCCGUCUCGUUCCUCCGGACGCUUUGGUCUCUCAUCGCGUUCGUCGUUUGCAGUUUGGGAGUUGUAGGGAUAUGGAACCGGUUCAGGGCGCUGCUGGAGAUCUCUGCCUGGCAGCCGUCCCUCCCGCUGCGAGCAGCCGAUCUCACGCGCAGCUCCGUGCUCAGGCUGCUUUCCGGGUUCUCUGCUCAGUUCUUUACGCACGUUUGGAAUGCCGAAUCGGGGAUCGCGUUCUCCAUCCUCCUGAAUGUCUUCCUCUCCAUCCUUCUCAUCUACUUCGUGUGGAAGAAGUCUUCUCCCAAAGCAGAGAAUGCUGAGCGGCAGCAAGAAUGGGGAGGCUUAGGACAGGACUUGGGGGCGUCGGGACCCCCGGUGUCGUCGCAUGUGGAACAGAGAGGAGGAGAAGAAGUGGAAGAAGCGGAGGAAGAUGCAGAGGAGGGACCGUCCCCAACAGCACCGCCAUCGAGAGCAGCAGCGGAAAGAGCUGAGAGCCGCGGAGAGGAGAGUGAGGAGGAGGAAUUCGCUGUUAGCGCUGCUCGCCCAGCUCGGGAGGUGACUGAAUUCCACGGCUCAAGAGAGCAGUUUGUACGGCACCCAAACGAAGCUGUUGUCACCUGGCUGCUUCGCUGCUGGGACAGCGGGGCCAGCAGCGUGCUUCUAGAUGGAAACGGGGCUCGCCAGCUGGGCAGCAUUGCCGGAGACUCAGCUAUGGACAGAGGGAUCAGUAGAUGUCUGCGCGGGGUCACCACCCUCUGGGAACGAAUGUUAUUGGCCGUGAAGGAACGGCAUCCCUUCAAAGGUGAUCUGGAGCCUGAAGUGAAGAGGUGGAAGACUCUUAAAGAAGGUAUCCAGUAUUUGAGAGAGACGGCCGUGGUGGAGAUGCUGUAUGACCCCAUGUUCGUCCCCAAUGAUCCACGCCCGAACCGCCGUGAUCCUGAGAAUGUGUGGAUCACGUCAGAUGUGGUGUGGAAUCUGACAAGAACAGCACCAGAAAGGUACCUGGGUGUGCUGGCAUCCAUGUCCCAUAGGUACGAGAAGCAACAGAGGAGGCCCCCCGUGAUUGAACUGAUUAUUAGACUUCAGAUCUUUGAACAACAACUACUUCUAUUCCACAGUUACGUUUCAGCCACCUCAGAAAUAACAGAAAGAAUGGAUAAAGCAGAUAAGAGGAUGGAUAAGGCGGUAGGUAAAAAGGAGAGGAAACAGGGCGGCGUGCCAGAGGAAGCGUCCCUGUCGAUGAAUCGUGGUGAACCCGUGGCAGCGUCAGAAACAGCCAACGAAGAUCAGGACCUAACGAGUCUGCUGAAGGAGCUGAUCGCACUGAUUAAAGGCGACGAACCCUCCUCCUCACCUGCGCCACCCGAAAUCUCAGCCAUCCAUGGCAAACGCUCUCCCCCGCAAGCAAACGACAGCAGUAGAUGUAUGGCACGUGCUGCCUUGUGGAGUUACUUACGUGAGCAUGGAGAAGACAUGAAGGAGUGGCGUAAAAAACCCACGGCUGCGCUCCGAGCUCGGGUGAGAGAAUUACAGCAGAGAUCAACCAGCGUGCGACUGCUCCACUUACUGCAGCUGAUUCGUGGCCGUGACACACGUGCUGCAAUUCCACAAGGCAGGAGGACGAAACCUGUGAUGGGGGAAGGCGAUGGCAAAAUGUGAAUAUGGGGAGGGGUGGCAGGUUGACUCCGUCACCUUGUCAGAAGCCAUAAAGGUAAGCGUUAUGUGCUCACCGCGGUGGAGGCAACCACUGGUGCUGUGAAACGUCUGCAGUACCCCAUGCUGGCGCCCGAAACACCAAGUGGGGUCUGGAGAAAGACGUGCUGUGGUGACGUGGCAGUGCAGGGAGAAUUGAGUCAGAUAACGGGGCUCAUUUCAAACAUUCCCUUGUGGGUAUUUGUGCCAAAGACGAUGGCGCUGAGUGCAUUUCUCACACCCCCUGUCAUGCACAGCUUCUGGUGAGAUCAGACGCUGCAGUGGGUUGUUCAAAACCACGUUGAAAGCAGCGGGUGGUGGAACAUUGCAGCUCUGGGAGAAGCAUUGGGCAGAAGCCCCCUGGUUGGUCAAUAGCAGCGGAUCUAUCGAUCGUGCUGGCCUCAGCCCAUGCAGCUCCCUGCGUGCUGCACGGGAGAUGAGGUCCCUGCAUGUAAAGAACGCGCUGGGCAAAGCGGCUGGGGGCCUUCCAGCCUCCGGAAAGGGCAGAGCUGCCCGUGGGGCUGUUUGUGCUCAGGGUGCAGCUGUGGGUGACGGGAAUGGGGCUGUGCAGUGCGCACCAAGGGAACGCGCUGCUGGAAGGGGGAGCGCGGCCAGGAUCCCACGUCUGCGUGUGCGUUUAACGCGAGUGAAUUGUCAACACGAGGCGGUGCUGUGGGAUCAGGGCUGCAAAGUGACGGCUCUGCCAUGUUCGU
Molecule: messenger RNA, 2540 nt
Organism: Tympanuchus pallidicinctus (lesser prairie-chicken)
Lineage: Eukaryota; Metazoa; Chordata; Aves; Galliformes; Phasianidae
Exons: 2
Coding region: 97-1794 (565 amino acids)
Source: RefSeq, a predicted model, not a curated record